CUUCACAACUUCACCAUGAGGCUGUCAUUGCUGCUUGUGUUCCUCUUGGGCGUGGUGGGCGUCAGCUUCGCCAAGAAGAUGCCGCCUAAAAAUGACAUCACCAACAAAGAAAGCGGCGACUUUUUAUUAUGCUGUUACUGUGAUUGUGAAACGUUUAAGGGAGACCCACCUAACUUUGAUCCCAAAAAUCCGUUCAAGGAUGGUGGUUGUACUAAACUUUGUAAAAACUAUUGUCCUGAUGUCGCCCCGAAUAAACAAAAACCCCGUGGUCUUGAGAAUUUCAAUCGAAGAAUUCCCUUUGAUGCAUGCUGCGCUUGCAACUGCAACGACUAUAAAGCCAAGCAAAACUCACGUGAUGUUUAUGUGAUCGACUCGGGAAUUUGUCAAAGAACAUGUAAAUUCUUUUGCUCAUUUUACAUUCUUUGAUGUGGUCUUCAAGAUCUUGAUCGGUAAGUAAAGCCUUCAUUACUAAAGCCAGGUUCACACGAGCGAUGCUUCCCUCUUUCCGAGUUGCCGGAAACAACACAACACCUCUUUCGCACGAUGGUGAAGCAACUUUUGGAGAACACGGGAACGCGAGAUGAUGGAAGAAUGAUAUGGUUAGGGAACACAGGUGGAAAUAGGAAGGUGGGCAGGAUGGGGUGGGAGGGAGGGAAGAUUCUUGAUUUGAACAGGAUAAGCAAAGCGUAGGACAGCCGGCCUUUUCUAGUCUGCUUUCUCGCGUCACGUCCGGGUUUGCCUUCCAAAAGAAUGGACAGUAAGUAGAAGCUUUUAAAGGUCUAGGUUUAAGGGGUGUCGAAUUACCCACUCGACCUAUUCGAGGCGGCAGUACAGAAUGUCUCUCCCUUAACGUUAUCUUGGCUCUACUCUCCACAUAUUAUUAUUAAAUUUUGUGUGGGAGCAAAACAAUACAAAUAUUAACACAAAUGA
Messenger RNA from Portunus trituberculatus (swimming crab), 930 nucleotides. RefSeq lists its product as uncharacterized. The coding region runs from base 16 to 426 and encodes 136 amino acids. NCBI's taxonomy places the organism in Eukaryota, Metazoa, Arthropoda, Malacostraca, Decapoda, Portunidae. The transcript has 6 exons. The record is from RefSeq and is a predicted model, not a curated record.